Messenger RNA from Xiphophorus couchianus (Monterrey platyfish), 2201 nucleotides. RefSeq names its product Rab interacting lysosomal protein-like 2 (gene rilpl2). Gene Ontology annotation, molecular function: small GTPase binding; protein dimerization activity; dynein light intermediate chain binding. Gene Ontology annotation, cellular component: ciliary basal body; cytoplasm. Lineage: Eukaryota; Metazoa; Chordata; Actinopteri; Cyprinodontiformes; Poeciliidae. The transcript is spliced from 4 exons. The coding region runs from base 346 to 933 and encodes 195 amino acids. The record is from RefSeq and is a predicted model, not a curated record. Gene Ontology annotation, biological process: cilium assembly.
CUGACAGUCCUGGGUAUUCGGAUGAACAGAUGAUCAGGACGAGCUUUAUGGUUUUCCUUUAAAUCAACGACCUCCGUUUACGCUUCGAUGGUCUCCGAGUGAACUGUCCUAACCGUAGACGAUCUUUGAGCUCACCUGUCGCUAGGAUACUUUGCCCUCCUCUGCUGCCACGCCAUUGGAGGAUGAGUGAUGGGGGAAGUAUUGCUCCGCUGGAAGUUCGUUACCUUCGUUUAGAAAAUCCAAGUCUAAAACAGAGAGCAGUCGCUGUGUUUGGAACUUUUUAGGUGGUCUGUUGUGUCAAAAGUGACUUUAUUCCGUGAUCUUAAGGAGUCCAGCCGCGUCGCGAUGGAGUUUGGUGAAGAAUCGUCGCCUGCUCUGGCCUUCGAGAAGGACGCUUUUGAGCUCACUGUCGAAGAUGUGUAUGACAUCUCCUACGUGAUCGGCCGAGAUUUGUUAAAAAUAAGCAGCACCGGUGAAGAAGUGUCGGACUUACAGUUCAGGAUAGUCCGAGUCCUGGAAAUGUUUGAAACUCUGGUGAACAAGUACAAUCUGUCAGUGGAGGAGCUGAAAAUGGAGCGGGACAACCUGAAGGCAGAGCUGGACAGGAUCAUCAGGGAGGGCUCUUCCUCCUCCGGACAGAGCGGGCAGCAAACUGUGGGAGCUAAUCAACUGGUGGUGGACCUGAAUGACCCCAACAGACCGCGCUUCACCAUGCAGGAGCUGAAGGAGGUUCUGCAGGAGAGGAACCAGCUGAAGGCUCAGCUCAUGGUGGCCCAAGAGGAGCUUCAGCUGUACAAGAGUGGGAUUCUACCUCAAUCUGAACCCGCCAUGGUUGACGUGGAUCUGGGCACGCCAGCAGCCACAGAGGAUAGUUCAUCCACAAUAAAUGAGAAGACAACUAUAGGAAAACUGUUUUCAUUCAGGAGAAAAUGAGAGGAAUCCUUCAGACGAACUCUCUGUUUCAGAGGCAAAUGGGAUGAGCUUUAUCUGCACAAUUUCUAACCACUUUUGUAAUUAAUUAUUGUUGUUUGCACAAGUAAGUCUAACAAUAUUUUGUAUCAUUUUUAAUCUAAUGUGAUUUUUAGUAUUACAAUACUGGAGAAGCUGAACUAUAAAUAUGUUUAGGUAACUGGAAAGUAUUAAGUUAGAGUCAUUCCCUGUUCACGCAUUUUUUAAAAAUGUAUUUUUGCUCAUUUAAGUUUGGUCUUAAAUCAUGAAGUAAACAAAUAGAUCAAAUAUGGUCCCAUCCAGUCAAUCUUAAAACAAUGCAGAUUUUAUUUUUUUCCUGGAAUUUUGGGGCUAUUUGCUAUUGAAGUGUUGUAAAUGUUGCAGGUUAUGAAGAAAUUAGGAAAAAAAUACCACUCAGGCAUAAUGUGUGAUAUUUUCUGUUUUUACAAAUAAAAUCUGCAGAAUGGGUCAUGCUUUUGUACCAUGAUCUAUUAACUCUGAUACUCCAUAGUACUGUUAAAAUACUAAAUAUUCACCUGUGUACAAUUCAGUCAAUCUCAGUAUAAAUGCAAUUGUUUAAAGAAGGCCUCAGAGGUUUGUUGUUCAUAUAAUCCAGGAUAAUGAUAUUCAUAUAUCUGAUAGAAGUAAUUUUUUUUUCCAUCCAACCAACAAGUUUGUUUCUGGAAAAAAAAAUAGACAUGCAGCUGUCAGAAGAUAAAAGUUUAUUCUAAAAAAGGUUAUUCACAAUUUCAUUUGAAAGGGUAUAAUGUACAAAAAUGUAUAACUUUACCAAUAAUCAGUGUAAAUAGUUUAUCAGCUUUACAGCAAUCAAACUUCCAGUUGUUGGAGCAGCUUAUUUCAUAUUUCCACUGGUAUUUUAUUUAAAAUCUUUGAGGCUGGAAGGCCUCUUUGCCAUCACCCUAAUGCACCAACAUGUUGGUUAAAACCAAAAGAUUACAUUGAAGCUAUAAAUAAUUUUUAUCUUAGCUGUACAGAACCUGAAUAUCUAAACAGCAAACAUCGUGAGAAACCACAUAGUAAUGAAGAAAAUAAAGACAGCAGAGAACAUGCAUGACACCCUGCAGAGCAUCAUAAAUGAUCUUUAUGUCAUUCACUCUAUAACCAGCAUUCAUUAGGCUACAGCUGGAAUGAAAACUAUUUUAUUCUUCACAUCAAGCUCAGGCUGUAUUUUACUGUAGCCAAAAUAGCACUCAAUUCAUUUAGAAAAAGAAACUAAAAGAAUAAAAGCACAU